Molecule: messenger RNA, 1362 nt
Organism: Perkinsus marinus ATCC 50983
Lineage: Eukaryota; Perkinsozoa; Perkinsida; Perkinsidae
Product: cAMP-dependent protein kinase regulatory subunit, putative
Exons: 12
Coding region: 1-1362 (453 amino acids)
Biological process (GO): regulation of protein phosphorylation
Cellular component (GO): cAMP-dependent protein kinase complex
Molecular function (GO): cAMP-dependent protein kinase regulator activity
Source: RefSeq, a predicted model, not a curated record
AUGAGUUCGCUAGAUUCCCUCCGAAUUCCCCAGUCCAAGAAAGACUAUAUAGUCCAGAAGCUCAAUCCCCUGCUCGAGGACAUGGUCACCGAGUGCCUCACUGAGAUGCCCAACGACCCUACAGAGUUCAUGAUCAAGUUCCUACGUGAAAGGAAGUCCAAUGGCUCGAAGGAGACUUCCUCUUCGGAGUCUCUCCAGGCCGAGAACACUCAGCUGAAACAGGAAAUCAAGAACCUACGUGACAUGCUCAAGCACAGUGUUGGCGACGGCGUUGGGACCACCGAUGGAGACAACGACUCCGUGUUGGACUCUGACGAUGAUGACGACGACUAUGUAGAUGAGAUUCCCGCUAGCUUCGUUCAGAGUGAGGCCCAGCGUGGCAAGUCUCGGGCAUCGGUCAGUGCAGAGGCCUAUGGCGAGUGGAACGUCAAGAAGGUGUUCACUCCUCCAGUGUACCCCAAGGGGGAUGAGCAGAAGGCCAGAAUUAAGGAAGUCCUGUCCAAGUCCUUCCUCUUCGCUGCUCUUGAUAGCAAUAAUCUUGCUAUUGUCAUCGAUGCCAUGAAAGAGGAGAUACUGCCUGCUAAGGAGCGUGUUAUCAACCAAGGCGACGAUGGUGACUUCCUCUUCGUUGUCGAAAGUGGCGAGCUCGAGGUCUAUAAGAAAUUCCCAGGCGAAGAUGAGGAGAGGAUGCUCAAGGUCUGUGAGGCAGGUGACGUCUUUGGCGAGCUCGCUCUCCUCUACAACGUUCCUCGUGCUGCUUCUGUGGAGGCUAAGACUGAAUGUACUCUACUGAGGCUGGACAGGGAGACAUUCAACCACAUUGUCAAGGAUGCCGCGGCGAAUAAGCGAGAACGGUACGAGUCGUUUCUGAAGUCUGUGUCACUGUUGGCUUCGAUGGACGCCUAUGAGAGGAGUCAAAUAGCUGACGCCCUCAAGCCUGUAUCGGUGGCUGCGGGGGAUGUGAUAGUCAAAGAAGGUGAUCCUGGUGACACUUUUUACGUCAUUGAGAACGGUGACUGUGAGGCAUUGAAGGAUCGUGGUGGAGUCAUGUCUUACGUCGCUGGAGACUACUUUGGCGAGCUCGCCCUCCUCCGUGGGGAGCCUAGGGCGGCCAGUGUGAAGGCCAAGACGGACGCUAACCUUCUCGCUUUGGACAGGCGCAGCUUUAGGAGGCUGCUGGGACCCCUUCAGGACCUCCUAGUGAAAGCCUGUGAUCGUUACGCGAGGACGAAGUGGAGGAUGAGCGUCCCCACUGCUCGGUACUUUCAUGACUUCGACCAAGCCCUCGAUGAGAAGUACGAAGCGGUAUAUGGUAUCAACGCUGGCUUGGAUGUGUCUUCCACCCUCGUGCCGCCCGCCUAA